Molecule: messenger RNA, 3398 nt
Organism: Anguilla rostrata (American eel)
Lineage: Eukaryota; Metazoa; Chordata; Actinopteri; Anguilliformes; Anguillidae
Gene: cavin4a
Product: caveolae associated protein 4a
Exons: 2
Coding region: 310-1347 (345 amino acids)
Biological process (GO): regulation of gene expression
Cellular component (GO): cytoplasm; caveola
Source: RefSeq, a predicted model, not a curated record
CCCUCACAUAGUUUUGAGGGCUUCAUACUGCUCCUGUCCCGACCUACCAGCCGACAGUCAGGGUAGGUGGAGUCUCCUCAUUCCCGUCCACCAAACCUGUUGCUGUCAUUGGGAGGGUCCUUCUUUGUCCAUCGCCUCCACUACCCACCCACCCGUUCCACAGAGGUCUAGCUGACACACAAGAGUCUCGGGGUCGAAGCUCCGAGAAGCCGAGUCUAAAAGGCGCUUCGGGUCUAUGAUCUAGACCCCCCCUCCCUUUUCCCCACCCCAAGAAGCCUUUCCCCUGUGUGUGGAUUUUGUUUUUCCAUCAUGGACCCUCAGAAGCAGCGUGUGGCGACCAUGGCUGACAAGCUGGAGGUGACCGGUGUGGAGGACGAGGCAGGGAACCCCAUCAGCGCCCUGACCAUCCUGUCCCUCCUGGAGCGGGUGGCCGGCAUCAUCGACAACGUGCAGGCCGGCCAGCAGCGGAUGGAGGAGAGGCAGCUGGAGCUGGAGGGAAACAUCAAAAUCAUCCAGGGUGAUGUCCUCAAGCUGGCCAAGGACCACACCACCACCAGCGGGGUGGUGGAGAAGCUUCUACAGAAGACCCGCAAGGUCAGCGCCAACGUCAAGGACGUGCGAGCGCGUGUGGAGAAGCAACACGUCCGGGUUAAGAAGGUGGAGACCACCCAGGAUGAGCUGCUGACAAGGAACAAGUUCCGUGUUGUCAUCUACCAGGGAGAGACCGAGAUCCCCUCAGUGGCAGUCACAAAGGUCCCCAAAGGAAGCGGACUGGCAGGGGUGGAAGUGGAGCCGGACACCUACGAUGCCCCGGUAGACCUCUCUUCGGACGAGGAGUACAUGGUGGUGGAAGAGACCGACUCCAAGGCGGCCCGCCUGAAGAAAUCGGGCAUGAAGGGCAUCGAGAACAUCAAGGCAGCCUUCUCCCGUGAGAACAUGACCAAGACCAAAGACAACAUUGGCACCAAGUUCAACCACCUGGGAGAGCGCAUCGUGCCGCCAGAGCGCCGUGAGAAGAUCCACCAGGCCGGCGAGCGUCUGAAGCACUCCAGCGAGAAGCUGAAGGACAACAUUGCCAAGAAGGCCCCCACCAAGGAAUCCUUCCGGAUCAAGCUGAAGAAGGAAAGGACUGUGGCGGAGGGCCAGGAGGGGGCCGAGGGCGUCGACGGGGGGGCCACGGAUGCGGAGGAGCCAGCUGGAGAACCCAAGACGUCCAGCUCCGACGUCACCUACACUGAAGUGGUGACAGAAAUCAAGCGGGAGGGUCCCGUGGAGGAGCCUGCGGCCACCCGGAUAGGGGAAGCUGUGGAUGAAGUCAAGGGGGUGGCGGCCGAGGAAUUGAAGUAACCCUCCUAAGCAGGCAGCUCAUCUCCACGAACAAAACGGGAAAGCAGUAAUAGGCACAGAGUGUGCAGUGUGCUGUAAGAGAGGAGUUCGGUUUUGCAGUAUAUCACAUCAAUUUAUCUUCUUUUACAAAAGGAAUACUGAACUUUUAAGGCCAUCCCAGGGUUAUAGAUUUGUUGGUGAUUUUUCGGAAUGUGGUCGGUUUUGGAGGAUUGGUAAGGUUGAAGGCAGUCUCCUGUCAGUUUGGAAGGUCAUUGUGAAAGAUUGAGUUGAAGUUGUGGCUUUCUGUUUGAUAGAAUGUAAUAGGAAGAAAACCAAUUUCCUGUAACAUUCGGCUCUUUUUGCAAUCGUCGGGCUUUUGGAAAUAAUACAAUAACUGAUUGUUUUUUACAUUGUACACAGACUCUGAUUCACAAAUAUAUCAAUUAACUUAUGUAAAAACCAAUAAACAGAGUGGUGUUACUGGAAAUUUCUGCGAGUUGAAAACAUUUAUUUAAGUUUUUUAAUUUUGGGAGACUGAAAAUAAUGUUAACUGAUUAUUAGCUGAGAACUGGCACUAACCAAUGUUUCACUGUCUGAUUUCCAUUUACAUAAUCUUACAAGACGUUCUAAUGUCAUCUUGCAGCAAUCGUUUGUGAGCACAUUAGGUAUUUUGAUGUGGAGUAUGGAUGAGGAUGAGGUCUUGGGGCUUGGAAAAGAAUGACAAAGCAUAUAGUAAAAUUAAUGUCAUUUUAAAUGGUCUGAUGAGUGGCAAGAUUGUUUAUUGUAAUCAUAAACUUCAACGAAGAAUCCAAUACACCAAGGAGUGCAUGACAGUUGCAGACAUUAUCAAUAAAAAGAACUCAAUCAGCUGGUCUCUGAAGAGUAUCUUAAAAUUGCUGAUAUCAAACACAUGGUGAUACUGGCAAUACAUGGUAUGUUGUGCUACAGCCUGUUUGUAAAUUGCACAAUACAAAAAGGCAGAUUCAGUGAUACUGAUAAAAUCCAAUACUAGCCUCUGUGAACAGCACAAUGUGAAGAGCAAAGUGAAUUGCAUUCAGCAUUAAUCUCAUACAAAAUAUAUAUAUUCUGUUUUGAAUAAUUCUUUGUGGUAGUCAGCAAAUAGCAUUUGAUCAUAUUUCUCAGUGUGGUGAGCUCUGCUCAAUACAUAAACUGAUUGGUCUGUUCAUGAAUACUGUGUAUAUGCACCAAGGUCUGUCUAUUCAUGUAUUAAAUGGACAGCCAUAUUUAAAGUGUCAAUAAUAAGAAGCGCUAGCUGAUAAACCAGCUUCCUGCUCAAGGCUGUUGCUUUGGAAACUCACAACAAAUGUCCCGCUUAGAGCACAGAGUGAUAGUGUGCAUGAUUUUAAAAGAUUUUAUAGUUUGUUUUGACUCUUCGUAGUAAGGAAUUGUAAAUUAUGUACAAAUGUCCUUGGCAAAUGAACUCUAUCCCACUCUGCAGUCAAAGUUUCAAAAUAUUUUAUGAGAGUAGUAGAGCAAUAUGUAGGCUUGCUGAUUUUAAUUUUCUCUGUACACCUGAUACCUUUGGGCAUUCUUUGCAUUUAACAGAACUAAGAUUUAUCCACAUGAUUUUAUCCUUCAGAAAUAACUGUACAAUUGUGAAUAAUUUGAGAGAAAAUCUGUGAAAUUGCUGUAUGUUGAUUUUAUGUUGUAGGAAAAUGUAUGCCCAUGGUUAUAUAGAAUGUCCUCUUAAUUGUUUGUGAAUUCAAAUCUGAAAUAUAAGCUGAAUUUUCUUUCUGACAAAGUAGAUUUUGCAUAACCAAUAAUAGUUGCAGUUUAGGUUUUAUACUGAAAAAAAUAAUAGAACAGAAUAAUAGCAGCUAUGCAAAUUAUAUGUUUUGUAUUCAUGAUAUGCACUGCAAAGUAAACUGCAUGACAUAGAUUGACUAAAUCAGUAAAUAGCAGUGGUAAGACAGGCCCAAAAGACCCUGAGGAUAUAAAAUACAUUUCGAUCAUUUUCAUGGAAAUGGACUGAAUUCUUGGUUGUUAUAGGCUCAUUUGUUUUUUUUUGUUUUUUUUUAUUUAAUACAACUAAAUAAAGACAUAAUACUAAC